Molecule: messenger RNA, 2261 nt
Organism: Coccinella septempunctata (seven-spotted ladybird)
Lineage: Eukaryota; Metazoa; Arthropoda; Insecta; Coleoptera; Coccinellidae
Gene: Not3
Product: CCR4-NOT transcription complex subunit 3
Exons: 1
Coding region: 246-2129 (627 amino acids)
Biological process (GO): nuclear-transcribed mRNA poly(A) tail shortening; regulation of DNA-templated transcription
Cellular component (GO): nucleus; CCR4-NOT core complex; P-body
Source: RefSeq, a predicted model, not a curated record
AUAUAGGAAGAAGGUGAAUCGUGAUAAUAUACGAUUCUGUGAUAUGAGAACGAAUAUUCUACGUGAAAGGAUUUCGUGUUUUUGUUUGAUUUUAGAAAGAAGAAAUGCUUUUUCUCUGAAUUAUAAACGUUACGAUUUGAAUAAAAAGUAAAAAGUUGGAGUUCACUGUUUAUGGUUUCGCGAAAAAAAUAGUUCACAUGUUUUAAGUAUAAUGUGUAUUUCAAUAAACUGAAAGCAUCACCGACAUGGCUGCUAGUAGAAAACUCCAGGGAGAAAUAGAUAGAUGCCUGAAAAAGGUAACGGAAGGAGUAGAAACUUUCGAAGAUAUUUGGCAGAAAGUCCAUAAUGCAACGAAUAGUAACCAAAAAGAGAAAUAUGAGGCUGACCUCAAGAAAGAGAUUAAAAAACUUCAAAGACUGCGAGACCAGAUUAAGAGUUGGAUUCAAUCAGGUGAAGUCAAAGAUAAGUCUAUUCUUAUGGAAAACAGAAAACUUAUCGAAACCCAGAUGGAAAGGUUCAAGGUUGUGGAACGAGAAACUAAAACUAAGGCAUACUCGAAAGAAGGUUUGGGGGCUGCACAAAAGCUAGAUCCUGCUCAAAAAGAACGAGACGAAAUCCAACACUGGCUAGUGAAUUCAAUUGAACAGUUGAAUAUUCAGUCAGAUGCAUUUGAAUGUGAAAUAGAAUCAUUACAAGCUAAUAAGAAGAAAAAAUUAGAUAAAGACAAGCAGGAGAGAGUUGAUGAAUAUAAGGCAAGAUUAGAAAAACAUCGGUUUCAUAUUAAAAAAUUGGAAACUUUAUUGAGAAUGCUAGAUAAUAUGUCCGUGGAAGUUUCACAGAUAAAAACUAUCAAGGAUAAUGUUGAAUACUAUGUGGAAUCAUCUCAAGAGCCUGAUUUUGAAGAUAAUGAAUUCAUUUAUGAUGAUAUUAUUGGAAUUGAUGACGUUGAAAUUGCUGGAGCAGGAAUACCAUCUUCAGUGACUACAGAUAGUAAUGAAACAGCUGGAUCUCCCACGUCUAUGAUAUCUGGAUCUUCUCCUAUUCCAUCACCUUCCCCCAGUGGUAGUCAACCUUAUAUUCAUUCAAGUGAUAGUUCAAAUGAAUCGGAAAAGAAAGCUAAUGAAGAAACCCCUAAGCCAAUCAAACCAACUCCUGUUAGGAUAAGUUCUACUAUGAUGAUGAAUUGCAGUACAAACUCUUUACUAAGUACUAGUUGUAGUAGUGUAGCAUCUAUGACUCCUGUUAGUAAUAAUACUAAACCUGUAUUAAUUAGCAGCACUCCAAGUAAAACAACUAUCGUUAGGGAGGCAUCUCCAGUACCGCCAUUAUCAACAUCUGGAAACUUUGCGACUGUAACAGCAAAUAAUGUUCCCAUAAAAUCCAACCAAAGUGUUAGUGAGAAUGUUAUAACAAAUGUUAGUAUGGUGAAUAAUUCAAAUCAAGUGUCUGGCCAAAAUAUGUCCACAACAUCUGUUAAUAGUCCUAUUCCAAAUAUGAAUACAACUCAAAAUCAAGUGGAUGGAAUGUCGUCACUGAAAACUAUGGCGCAACAAGUAAUAGAUCGAGCGGGUUUGGAGGCAAACCAGGUGAUGUCACUAGAACAGACUAAGAAUCAUAAUCAAGGACAGAAGUCUGAAGCUCACAUUCCCCCAUUACUGGGUGUGGCACCUUUAGGGCCCAUCCCACUCCAGAAAGAGCAUCAGUCACAGUUUCAGUAUAUGGAAGCAGCAUUCUACCAUAUGCCACAUCCUUCAGAUUCUGAGAGAAUACGACCUUAUGUACAAAGAACACCGUACCCCACUCAGACUUAUUACAUACAAGCACCAUUACCUUUGUCAGAUACCUUGGAAUUUUAUCAAAGAUUAGCUACUGAAACACUGUUUUUUGUAUUUUAUUACAUGGAAGGCACGAAGGCACAAUACCUAGCAGCCAAAGCUCUGAAAAAACAAAGCUGGAGGUUCCACACAAAAUAUAUGAUGUGGUUUCAAAGACAUGAAGAACCUAAAGUGAUAAAUGAAGAAUACGAGCAGGGCACAUAUAUAUAUUUUGACUAUGAAAAAUGGGGACAACGAAAAAAAGAAGGCUUUACUUUUGAAUAUAAGUACUUAGAAGAUAGAGACUUGAAUUGAUGAAAUUUUCUCAGAGGAUAGAAUAGAGAAUUAUGUUUGUUUUAUGAACACUAUUGAAGUUUGUUUCAUUUAUUUCCACUACCUCUACUGUAUACUGUAUAUAAUUAGAAAUACACUGCUUUUUUGGUAAAA